This is a messenger RNA of Scaptodrosophila lebanonensis, 4832 nucleotides long. Its product is annotated as histone-lysine N-methyltransferase, H3 lysine-79 specific. The record is from RefSeq and is a predicted model, not a curated record. Bases 299 to 4750 code for a protein of 1483 amino acids. The transcript is spliced from 8 exons. Gene Ontology annotation, molecular function: RNA binding; protein binding. Lineage: Eukaryota; Metazoa; Arthropoda; Insecta; Diptera; Drosophilidae.
AGAAAUACUCGGGGCUUCGUGCCUGUUUUUAGCUAUUUGGGCUGCGCGUUUUGUUUUGUAAAUAUAAAUUAAAGAUAAUUGUUAAAUUGUUUAUAAGGAACACGCGCAUUGCAUACAGCCGGUUGAGAGUGAAAUAAUUGCAUUUUAUUGUUAACAAUAAGAACAACAAACCAACCAAAAACGUGUACAAAUGCCGUGAUUUUCGAAGUGCCUUAAAAUAAAUGUAAUUAAGUUUAGAACAUAAGCAUUUGUAACAUAAGGAGUGUAAGUGUUAUGCAUAAAUAUAUAUCUAAAUAACAUGGCAACACAACCAAAAAGCAAACCAGAUGUUGCACCAACAACGUCCACAAAUGGCAAGAAGCCGGUAGUUGAAGUUACAACAACAACAGAAACGUCAGGAACAAAAAUAAAGAACAGCGCAGAAGCAUGGCCUGUGGCUACCACCUCAGCAACAGCCGCUACAAAUGCCACAGGAGCAGCAACAAACGAGCGCCACAAUCCAAAUACAGGUGGCCAACAACAACAGCAUCAAUCAAAAGGAAAUUCAUUUAAAAGGCACAAGGCGAAACCGCCAGCGGAAUACAAUCCCAGAUCCUGGCAAAACCGAUGGAGGAAUUCAGGCUAUGUGCCUAAAAAUCGGGAUAACAACGUAAGGCCGACCUUUUCAUACCAAGAACGCCCGCCAUUUGGCAGACAAAACUUCAAUAACAAUUAUAAUAACAAUAACAAUUACAACGACAACGGCAAUAAUUGGUCGUUUUAUAACAACAAGAACAACAACAGCUGGAACCUGCAAAGACAGCUGCCACCGGACUGGUGUAAUCCAUUUAGUAAUAGUCAAGGAUAUCCCAAAUCCAGUGAUAGAUGCGAGUUGCGUUGGGAACGCAGUUCUCACCCAAUUCCAGCCAAACAACAGCAGAAGCAACCACAGCAGGAGCCCAAGAUUCCCAGUCUAUUGGUUUCCAGUAAGGAAACAACAACUAAAGAUCAACUCAAUAAUAAAGAGCAAACGAAUCAAAAUAAGUUGAAGAACAAGAAGAGUGAUCCUACGGAGAAGCCACGCAGCACCAGCACUCUAGCUAGAAAAAAUAGCUGUGACGAAAGCAUAUCGUGGAUAAAUGCUAAAGAAUUGGAAAAAAAUAACAACAGCGAGAACUCAAAUAGUUUAGCAGCAUAUAGGCAGCUGGAGGAAUUAAAGAAGGCACCAACGCAGCAAAGAGAGGAAACUAAUACUACGCAGCCAAAAGAACUCACAGUCCCAAGAACAAAUCCCAAGAUACAGGUAAAACCUUUAUCCCAACUGCUCCGACAAGAGAUAAUUGCCCUAACUAGAGAGAAGAAAGAGGAGACAGCGACUUCUCCAGCGGAGCAUGGUGCAAUAAAAUCACAACUGAAGGCCACUCCGCGAAUACGUGAGCGGACCUCGAGCAGUAGCAGCGUGGAGCUCACCAUUAAUGAGCGCCUCGCUACUAUGGGCAAGGAGGCACUCAAGUAUAUAAUCAAUAAUAAGGAUACUAUUUAUGACGAGCAUUUGCAGCUGCAGGCACGCCGACGUCUACGCGAAGAAAUACGCCGUCAGCUAAAGGAAAUCGAGCUGGAAAAGCCAAAAGAUGAAACCAAAGAGCUGGUUGAAGAUGAAAUUGUAGAUGCCAUUAAGUUGCCACAGGUGCUGCUGCAAAAUAUUGAAAAAUUCUUCGGCAUAGACAUAUCAGUUGCGGAGGUGGAGUGUGAUCAAAGCGAGAAAAAGACUGAGGAACCUAAAGACAAAGGACAAUCUCAAGCGAACCAAACAGACAGUUUAGAGACCAUGGCUAAGCAGUCCAAAAUCUCCACCGAUCUUAUGAGGCGUCUCAAGGUAGCUGAGGAGUUCAAGGCCUCAGCCAGCAAGCGCUCGCACGAAAGCGCCACAAGAACAAGUCGCAGCAAGUCGCCGCAUGCUCCGGUAGAUUCCAAGCGUAGAAAGAAGAGUGUAGAGGAGCUAAAGGAGCGUAGUCCCAAAAAAGCCGAACGCAGUCCCAAGAAGUCUGAGCCUAGCUCCAAACAGGUUCAGUCCAAACCCGCGCAAACAGCACCCAACAAAGUGGCUAGCCCCGCACCAAUUAAAGAGCCUGUGAAUGCUAUUAGUGCCACAAAUGGGCGAGAACAAACUGAUAAUAAAGACGUCGCGCCUAUCAAAGUGGAAAUAAAACCGGAACUGCCUGGUGAAUCGCAAUUUUCCGAAAAUAUCAUAGUGCUGAGCUCCUCCGAAGAUGAAGACGAGGAGGAAGUGCCGAAGAAACAAGCUGCUAAGCCCGAUAACGAUGCUUCCAAGAAACAAAAUUUUACGAUCAAUGGCGAAAAUGUAAUUAGCAGCUUCGAGAAGCUGGUGCUGCCCUAUCUGGGCAAAGAAUUAACGGAGCGAUAUCGCACCAAACACUGCCUGAGCAAUCAAACGCGAUUACAUUUCAUUUCCUGUGUCUGCACCAGCGAAUAUAAUUCGGAAACCUUCAGCAAAAUCGAAAUAGCCAACAUACAAAGGAAUCUCAAGUCAUCUCAGAAUCAAGUGGGCUUAGAAUUUCUACUGCGCGAGAUAGUCAAUGUGGUUAACUACCAGAAGCAGGUGGCACAAAAAAAGCAGGAGACAGAAGAAACUAAUAAGAUUAGCGAUGAGUCGCUGACAAAUGCUGUCGAUAAAAACGCUGAGACCGCGCCUGAUUUGCCAUCAAAGACACCGGCACAUCAAACGAAUGCUACGAGCCCAGAAAUUGCUGAGACAGCAAAUGCAGAAACAGAAUUAUGCGCCCAACCCUCUACAAUUUCUGGUACACCACCCGCAAUCUCGCCACCCCGCAAUCUGACACCAACCGCAGGACCUGUUAAUGGCCUCUUGCCAGCAACAGCAACAUUUGCAGCUUCUGCACUGCCAACACGUUUACCAGUCCUACCCUAUCUUAGUAUGGAGUCCACAUUGCCGCGUCUCUCGCCCGGCAGCCUCCCGCUCCAUGGCAACUGCAGUCUGGAUAACUCGGAGUCACUGUUUCACUUGGGUCUCAGUGAGUCUGUCACUCAUAGUUUACUCGAGACUGAUCGGCGACUGCUCGAGAACCAAAACCGACGCAGUUUCCUGGAGGAAAUGAUUAUGAAGUUUCAGAAAGAGAAAUCCGAUUUAGAAAUGCAAAGUCUAGAGCUGCAGAAUCGAAAAUUUUUAUUACUCAACACAGCCAUAAGCCGCAAUCAGCCCAUAAAUGGGCCGAUGCCCUCAAGCUCUCCGCCAACGAUAAUCACAGCUCCGGUUCCAACAAUCUCACCAACUGAAAAUGUUGUCCAUAUUACGAAAGCCAAACCACGUUUAAAACGUCGCACCGUUUUCCUAAAACGUGUUAAGGUUUUGCCAAAACGGAAAGCAACUAAAAACCGUCUAAUCCUUCCGAAAGCAACUCCACAAAAUCAACAGGCCGAUGAGUUGCAGCGCGAAAUUGAGAAAUCACUGCAGGCCUGUGAGGAAUCAAAAAAAUCGACAGCAUCUAAUAAUAUGCCCCUACCCAUGAGACUCUCCGUAAGCAAUACCGUCAUUAAGGACGAACCCAUUGAUGUUCCAACGUCCCCUCCCACGUCCCACCCAAAACCGGCAGAUGAUUAUGACGUCGCGAAGGCGAAAAGUUUCCGCUCCAUGAAACCCAAAUCCACAUCGACGACUGCCCAACAGCAACCUCUGGCUGUUAUACCACCGUUACCGCCGCCACCCCCACCACCGGAGCCCAUAGCGAACAUGUCCUACGAUCUACCCCGUAGUAUACCCAAAACAUCACCAGCUAAAGCGUCGAACACAGCCGUUCAGUCACCGCCUAUCGCCAAUCUCAACUAUGACUUCAUUCCUAGUGGUCGGUUGCAUAACAUCAAAAGCCCCAUUACCCAGCUAUGCAUAUAUAAGGUGUACAUCAUAGCUGCUGCGGAGGAUGGGGAUGUCUAUAUGUUCAACAUAGGCUCCCAUAAGCUCGAACGCCAGAUCACCAAGCACAGCGAGGCCAUCACAAACAUGUUUCUGUGCGAAAAGGAGUCCUUCCUCUACACUACAUCUCUCGAUGGUUUUUUGAAAAAAUCAUCCCUAGAGAACUUGGAACGCGUGCUUCAAACGGUCUAUUUCAAGGAACCGCUACAGUCCAUUGAUGUCGAGUGGGGCAUUGCUUUCAUUGGCAGUCGUUGGGGCAACAUAUUUACCUAUAAUUUGACGACCAACAAAGUUAUUGAUAUGCCGUUGCUUGGAACUGGCCAGUCCAUCAUUGCUGUUAAGGCCACCAAAGAGGGUGUGCGCAAGAUUCUCGUAUUGGGCUGCAAGGGAAACUCUGUCUAUAUGCAUGAUGCAGCCACUGGCUUGUUGCUGCGUCGCCUCAGCGUUCCAGAAGGUUUGAAUGUCUAUAGCCUGCUGCUAAACGAAGUCUACGUCUAUUGUGGUACUCAGAAGAAUGAAAUAUUUAAAUUCGAUUUUGCGAGUGGAGCCCUCGUUUCCACACUGAAUUGUGGCAACGGUGCGGUAUCGAUGGCUACAUAUAAGGACCGAUAUCUGCUGGUUGGCUGCUAUGAUGGCUAUAUUUAUGUUCUAGACAAAAUCAAGAAUGUACAGGUCGGCCGUUUUGAGGGCUCGGGCCGUUUGGUGCUGGCACUGGCAAUAACGGGCGAUAAGGUAGUUACAUCGUCUAAGGAUACCUCGCUGGAGAUACUGGAAAUUCCUCCAGAGCUGCUGAAUUUGGGGCAAUGUUCUGAUUCUGUUUGAGGCUACUUGUUGCUUACAAUUCAGUUCCCAACAGACACACACACACACGUACAUAAAUAUAAUAAUAAUAUUUAAUAUGUAU